Molecule: messenger RNA, 6575 nt
Organism: Vespa mandarinia (Asian giant hornet)
Lineage: Eukaryota; Metazoa; Arthropoda; Insecta; Hymenoptera; Vespidae
Biological process (GO): adenylate cyclase-activating G protein-coupled receptor signaling pathway; regulation of metabolic process
Cellular component (GO): membrane
Molecular function (GO): G protein-coupled receptor activity; phosphatidylcholine binding
Source: RefSeq, a predicted model, not a curated record
CGCACCACGUGGCUUCGGAUUCGCGCCAGGCUCGAUACGCUUCCCUUCCUUCCUCUCUAACCCGAUACCAACCAACCCUACUGCCAGCAAAAAGAACUCUCACCAGACGCACCCCGAUACGCCCUCGUCGUCGACGUCGUUCUACUCCCUCGUUCCUCGUCCUUCCUCGUCCUUCCUCGUCCGUUCUCGCCCAUCCUCUCUCUCUCUCACUCUCUCUCUCUCUCUCUCUCUCUCAUCUAUGCUACGAAACGAUGCCUUCAGUCGACACGCGGCAUCGCGACGCGAAUCAGCGAUCUUCCUCCUAUUGAGAUUUUCUCACACCAGUGUGUUCUUCGAUCGGUCUAUCCGAUAAAUUUCUCAUUUUUAACGGAAGAGAUUCAAUUUCUAUCUUCCUUCGUUUCGAAUCUGAUACUUCGAUUCCGAGAAUAAACAGAUAGAUAUAACUACCGUUCGAUAAUUCUAACGCGAUUUCAUUUUUCAUCUCUUCGACGACAAAGGAAGGAAUUUAUCUUACAUUCAUUGUGCCUUCGUGUAUGAUUAUCGCGAUGAGGAACAAUAUCCUUUUCGUGGCGAGCGUCAUUCGACAUUGACACCAGGGAAAAAAAAUCAUGGAUCGUGCGAAGUGUACGAGUCUGGGUGGAGUUACUUUCGGAUUUCAUCGAUUCCGACGUAUUUGCUGGUGACGGCAUGGCGUCAUACGGAAGACACAUUUACGAACCCAACUUGACUUGAAAGACGCGUGGGCGAGAAAAGAAGGGACGCGCAAGCACGGUACAGACAUACCGUUUAAAAGAAACGACAAUGUCAGCGAUCGCUACGGAGUCGCUGUGUCCAAGCACUAUUCCCGAUGAAUCGACGACCGCUGUUAUACCGACGGUUACCAAGAUCGAUACCAGACUGGACGUCAGUCCGAUCUCGGUGGUACUCGCCGUCUCGAUAGUUUGCAUCCUCUCGCCGAUAACCGUCACGGGAAAUUCCAUCAUUUUAGCAGCCUUUUAUAGGUACAAGAGACUUAGAACGGCCUCGAACUACCUUCUCGUGUCCUUGGCCGUUAGCGAUUUUGGGGUCGGAGUGUUCAUGCCGUUUGGUAUGCAGCUAGAACUCUCUGGUCUGCCAGAAAACGGUACGUCGACGCUGUGCAUCCUUCCGUAUUGCAUCGUGAUCGCGCUUUGUAGCGUGAGCGUACUAGUUACGGUGGCAAUAGCGGUAGAUCGUUUGACAUCGUUGGCACAACCAUUGAGAUAUAAGAAUAUCAUCACUCACAGCAGCAUCGAAAAAUAUAUCGCCGUAUUUUGGAUCUAUGCGAUCUGCGUUGGACUCUCGCCUUUGAUCUACGCUCAAAUCACGGGUCUGACUGAAACGCAUAGCGGAGGUUGUAGGUUCGGAGCAGCCGUCUUGCCGCCUGUAAGAGUCUUCCUGGUCGUAGCAGUUUGGGCGCCGAGCGCUCUCGUACUUCUCGCUUGCUACGUCUACGUCUACCUGGUAGCACGCGCUCAUGCACGUGCUAUUUACACGGUAGAAUUAUCAUUCCGACAUCAAACGCAAACCAUGGCUUUGCCUCGCUAUGGCCAAACGUUGGCUGUAACGGUUGGAGCCUUUUUCAUCCUUUGGCUUCCGUUUCAAACCUGCAUGCUGCUCGACAUCUUCUACGACACCAAUUUCCUUACGGAAUGGGCGGUCGUCUGGUUGGGUCUGCCAAUUCUCUCUCACAGCGGAGCAAAUCCUUGGAUUUAUGCCUUUCAUCACGGUGAGAUGCGAAUAGCGGCGGGAAAAAUAGCCGAGGACCUAGUCGCUUUGUUCGGUGUUACGCCUAGCCGAUACGGCGGAUGCUCGCCCGCGAGACGCCAAUCGAAUACAAAUCUAGAAUUGGCCGAGGUGAACAACGGCAACGACAUUAGGGAACGACAACACGUCGAAAAUUGUUUCGCUCCCAAACAACAAGUGGGCGGCAACGCCCAUUACUCGAGCAAACGUUGUUUAGACAUAUCCGGAAGGCAGGGAGAUAUUUCGCCGGAAAGAAAUGAAGCCGAUCGUAGUUCGUCCUCGAAAUAUCAUCCAAACGAGAUCGUCGAGGAGGACAUCGAGGAUCUGAGAAAAAUGUUGGAUCCGAAAUAUAUAAUCGAUCGGAAUCACGUUAUAGAUUCGAAUCACAACAUCGAUAAAAUUAAAAAUCUCAAGUACCUACUUGAUCCGACGUUCGGUAAAAUAAGACAUCUUAGACGUCUCAAUCGCAAGAGACUCCUGAGCAAGAACUUUUCGAAGAAAUGGUCCGAGCCCAAGUUCAUAUCCUAUCAGAAUUUAAAUUCCGACUGUGGUGCCAAUAGAAAAUUUCUUCAGUUCAACGCCAUGUCCGAUCCGGCGUUAAACGCCGUAGCCGAUAGCCAAUCAAACGACAUCGACAGGACGCUCGACGUCGAUGCGACGGCAAAGGACAUGGAUGCGGAUGAGCGAGGAAAUUCGAAUCUAUCCUCGAUGUCUUAUCCGAAUAUAAGGACGGCCGGCGGAAACACGUCCGAGAUUAACUCGAGAGUAUUCGUAACGAAUAAGAAAGGAUCAGAGCUCGUUCACAGAUAUUCCGUCGAGAAUUUAAAUAACAAUAUAUUCGAUGGACGUCCGUCUGACGACCAAUUUGAUCGACGUCAAACGGAGAGCCAAACUAUAAGGAACGUUUAUUCGCGAGCCCGAACGCGACCACGAUACGAUCUUACCAACGACAUAGACGUUGCGCGUAUUCGCAAUAGCUACUCGUCGUCCCUAUGUACGAGCGAAAACUCGGCGAACCGCAACCUCCUUGGAAGUCCAAAGUAUAGAUUAUCUUCGAGAACUAUGAAUGUCAUCGGCAACAACAAGCUGCCUUCUAACCUGGCGUGUUUUGGGCCGAAACAACGCCGUGCGGCGCCGCCGCCACCGCCACCGCCACCGCCGUUGCUGCCGCCGCCGCCGAACGUAUCGAAAAACGUCAAACUUGAAACCGACCUAUCACCCUAUCGAUUCUCGCAAGUUCGAAUAAAGAUGCAACUAAUACACUCAGAAUCGGUAAAUCGGAUCGAGCCAAGCACCGAGCACGCGACAUUUUUUCGAAAUUCGAAGCUCGCCGAAGGAUUAACGAUUCCCAUUAUACACUCGGAACCAACCAGUCCUUUGGAGCCAGUACCUUUGUCCUCGGCGCAAGAAAAAAAAUCCAAAAAUUUUCAUGUAGAAAUUACGACGAGGAACAACGGUGAACUCGAGUCGUGUCGAAAUCGAAAGAGUCCCGUACGACACUCGGAUCCUACGUUGCCGUCGGUAUUAUUCAACGUCGAGGAUUUUAGCGAGACCCUCGUACCGACCGAUCUUUCGUACAAGGAGUUACCAGAGACGAUAGAUACUACCGAGAGAGGACCGAUACAAUUGUUCGAAGCUUUGCUCAGAAACUAUGAGAAAACGAGGGACAAUAAAUUGGCCGAACCGAUAUUCGGCGAACACGAUUCGACGAGAUUCAACUCGAGACGGCCGUCCGACUCGAAAUGGUCGGAAUCAUCAAAGAGUCAAGAAAUUUUGUCGUGCGUUAACGAGCAUCAAGCCAUUCCCUCAUCUUACUCGGUGAACGACUUUCAAACGUGCAACAGCGGCAGCGACUUGAACGAUUUGACGUCCUUAGAUCCGUUUAUGUGUCCCGAGCCAUUGACCUCUUCGUUACGCGAAUCCUUCUUUGACGCACCCUCGGUACCUGACUCGGACAUUUUCACAUCCUUCGAAGAAAACGACACGGCCGAUUUUUCCCCGGAAACCAAUCCGAUCCGGACCGACUUAUCAUCCACCGUCUACAACUCCGUAUCCGCGAUCAAUCUAAAGAGCUCCCCGAUCGCUUACGAACAAAGCAAAUCGACCGAGUCCGUAUUUCGUAGCAAACGUACCGAGGACGGUUCUUGCGGGAUCUUGGAAUCGUCGCCUUCUCAAAUACAUCGUGCCAAAAUUCGAAUGCGUUCGUACAUGGACGCGAAGAAAACAAUUCGUUUGGCGCCAUUGGCCGUACCGACUCCUACCGAUAUUUCUACUCCCACCUUUGACCUUAUCUCGGAAAGAAAAACAGACGGGCCCGUAUUGGUCUAAUCGUUUAUACGAGCAUGGCUUAUAGAGACAUGGGCCAUAUUAAAAAAGAUGUACAUUUUGAUUUUUUUUUUCUAAGUAUACUGCGGAUACUGCGAAAAGUCGUCUAAGAAGAAAUUCCACUCGUCGGUAUCCGAAAUCGGAGCAACAACUCUCACAAUUAUAUGUUUCCUUUUACCUAGAAGAUCACGUAGAGAAGAAAUAUAGGGUAAUCCAUCCAAUUGGAUGAUAAUAUUUUAAGGAGUAUAAAAUAUAUCGCAAGUAUAGCUUUGUUAAGUGUAGCGCAAUUUGCCGUGCCAAGCGAGUCAAAGGGAUGUCUUUGAUUUUAAAUCUAUACUAUUAAUUACCAAUGUAAUUUUACCGCUUGCGUACCUGAAAACAAUAAUCGAUGAAGAAAAUAACCUCCUCGUUAUUUGGAACGACUGAAGCAUCUAUGUAAGACGAGGCGAAAAUAAAAAGACGUACGAAAGUGUUUUUUUAUGGGGAUACAUUAAUUACGAGUACGAAUUAGUCGAGGGACGAACGCUGAUAUUAAAUAAAUAGCAUUACAAUAUUGCACGGAAUAUAAUUGUUCUCUUUGAAAUCAUUCAUGAUAAUAAUUUCGAUGACGAUUCGUUCUCUCGAUGGGAUGUACGUUGUGUAAAUUAAUCGGGACGUUGAUCGAUAUAUCAAAUGGAAUAUACCUUGUUAAUUCUUUACUUAUCCAAAUCAGUUCAGUUUGCGUGUCUCUGCGAUAGAAAAGUCUAUACUACCGACGAAACCAAUGGGAACCAAUGUUUAAGAAUGUUACGGAAGAGAAAUGCAACGUACCUUAAACACACGUAGAAAACGUAUUAGAAUAGAAGGGACGCUAGGACCAAAAAAAGAUUAUAUUUUUAAAUACCACUUAUAUUACUUCAUUGCGAUCGUUACGACGCUUGAACUAUUUCAAGAAAAAUCUUCUCGUAAUAUCCUGCAUCGGUGCUGCCGCACUGAUUUUGAUUCGACAUUAAUAUUUCACAUUUAUAACGGAAAGUAAUGGAUUAUUUACGAAAGAAUAAGAAGAGGAAAAUAACGAUGCUUUUGUUUACUCGUAAACAACCAAGAGAAUUCUAAAUAGGUACUACUUACAUUACGUAUGUUUUACAUUAUUAUCGUUCGUUUCGUGUACGCUUACGUACCGAAAGAGUGCCUCGGAUCUUGGUUCUUUAGUAUCGAAAACAAGUUGCGAAAACUUACGAGCUCUUCCCUCCCUAAAAAACUUCGAUCGAAGAUUUAUUAUUAUCAGAGAGUGGAGUGCAUCGGUGUUGCAUCAUUGCGAGCGACACGAAUGUUGAAUGAAUUUUGGAGAGGUAAUACGAAUGAAGGAUAUAACUCCGCUGUAAAUACGUACGAAUAGUAUCCUAACCCCGGUACCCGCUUAAAGUACUUGUACUUUAGUACCUACUUAUAUACAAGUAUAGGUACUCUCGACAAAACUUCCCAAAGAGGCAAGUACAGGUGUACUUAUUUUUAUCUUGCAUAAAAAUCUAUAUCAUAGAGAUUGCUCGAAUGUUUUUAUUUGAUAAAAAAGAAGAAAAAUCCUUUCCCCGUUACAGAAACGGACGGCCGGUUCGUACGAUCGAUUUCGAUCCAAUAUCCAAUUUUAAAUAUCAUUUUACUUAUUCAUUGUACUUUACGUACCGAUUAUAGAUGAUAAACGAAGUUUAAUCCUAUCGUCCAUGUCUUCCAUCUAAUACUAUUAAAGAUAAGUUACUUCGAGUAAUAUCGUUUCGAAUACGGAAUAAUAAUUGACGAGAAUACAUAAUGGUAAUGUAUCAAAUAAAAAUAACUACUCGAGAAUAUGUUUCAGGAGAUUAAGUAAGUACACCCCAAGUGUCUCACCUAUACGUGUAUAUAUUAGAUACACCAGUUCCUAGGCACGAGUGCAACGGUACAUUACGAAGCAGUUUGAAGCAUGAUAAAAUACCAUGUCGUACGAUUCAAUUAUAGUAAUCAUCACCUUAUGACGCAAUUUCCAACCGCGUACAUGUAUUUUCCAAAAACUCUCUAUGAAAUAUACUACAUUUUGCGUAAAAUUCAAUGAAUCUAAAAAAAUAGUACCUUCUAUCCGGCUGCUUCCUACGUACGAUCGAUCUUUUAAAAACAAUACAUGAUCAAUUUCCAAUAUGAUCAAUAUUUAAUUCGAUCAACAUUCGUAUUAGUAAAAAAUUCAUUUAAUUCAAUAUUGAUCAACACUGGAGUUUAUAAUGCCUGAGAGAAAAAUAAACGUAUGAAUAAGCCUGUACAGUGAUGUGAAUACAUUCGCAUAAAGACAAAUAAUUCUUCAUGUUUACGUGAUAAAAAGAAGAAGAAGAAAAAGAAAAAGAAAGAAAAAAGAACAAACAAACAAAGAAAAGAAAAGAACUUAAAAAACUUAAACGAUAGAAACAAAUCUAACAUUAAUUUAUUACAAAAUAUAUUAAGAUACUACGAAAAUAAAUGCGCUUAGUAUUCAUUUCGUUUUU